Messenger RNA from Hippocampus comes (tiger tail seahorse), 2632 nucleotides. It is a transcript of the gene ddx61, whose product is annotated as DEAD (Asp-Glu-Ala-Asp) box helicase 61. Bases 641 to 2071 code for a protein of 476 amino acids. The record is from RefSeq and is a predicted model, not a curated record. Lineage: Eukaryota; Metazoa; Chordata; Actinopteri; Syngnathiformes; Syngnathidae. Gene Ontology annotation, molecular function: ATP binding; nucleic acid binding; RNA helicase activity. The transcript has 13 exons.
UGUUGAAUUAUUAUUCAUUUGAAAGCGAGAAAACAAAAGAAGUGUUAUUAUAUUACAACAGCAGAGGAUUUCUCGAAAUGACAACAUUACUGUCAGAUUAGAUAUAUAAAUCUAUAUAUCACGUUAAAGAGAUUACCAACCAAAGGCUACAUUGGAUAGAUAUAGAGAUUUCAAGGUAACCUGGACUUUGGCCAGUCCUAAAGCACUCUCCAAAAGUAGCAUCCAGGUGGAAGAAACACGAAGUCAAAACAAAACUGAAUGUACUUUGUUCACGUAGCAUUCAUCACACACUACAGUCUUGAUCACACCAAUAAACAGUGUUGCUAUUCUGGCAAAGACAAUGAAGAGUACUUUUAGAUAAACGUCAUACAAAAUAAUAAAAAAAGGAUGCAUGUCAGGUCACAUAUUUUGAUUCAUUUAUUCAUAUGAAUGUCAAUUUCUCCAUUUUUUGGGAGAGUUAUCUUGUAAAUAUUCACAAUUCACACACAGGACUCUUAUUUUCAAGGGGCCUGUCGACAGAUACUCAAAUUGCAGUGCAGUUUUUACCAUUUUAGUCAGGACUUGAUCAGUAAGAAACGUAAAUCUCUCUUGAGAAUCACUUGCGCCGCCAAAUUAAAAAGAAAGGAGCAAGAAAAGAAAGAUGGCUGCAGCCAGAACAGCAAACCCAGCACAGAUGAUUGGCUUGAUGAAAACGGCAAACAGGCAGAUCAAAGGCGGCAAGCCUGCGGGAUUCGGUGGCCAGCAGCCCCAAAAGAGGAGCAGCGUUCCUCAGAGCAGUGGCGGCAUCAAGUUUGGGGAUGACUGGAAAAAGUGCCUGGAACUUCCUCCAAAAGACAACAGAAUUAGAACAUCGGACGUCACCUCCACCAAGGGAAAUGAAUUUGAGGACUACUGCCUCAAGAGGGAGCUGCUCAUGGGAAUCUUUGAGAUGGGAUGGGAAAAGCCCUCACCGAUACAGGAGGAAAGCAUCCCCGUUGCCUUGUCCGGCCGAGAUAUUUUGGCCCGUGCCAAAAACGGAACGGGCAAAAGUGGAGCCUACCUCAUUCCUCUCCUGGAGAGAAUCGAUCUAACGAAGGGUCACAUCCAAGCUUUAGUCAUUGUGCCCACGCGAGAGUUGGCCCUGCAGAUGAGCCAGAUCAGUAUUCAGCUCAGCAAGCACCUCGGAGGAGUCAAGGUCAUGGCCACCACCGGCGGCACCAACUUGAGGGAUGACAUCUUGCGCCUCGACGAGACGGUGCAUGUGGUGAUUGCCACACCUGGAAGAAUACUGGACCUGAUCAAGAAGGGUCUGGCCAAAGUCGAAAAGAUCCAAAUGAUGGUGAUGGACGAGGCAGACAAGCUCCUCUCUCAAGAUUUUGUGGCCAUCAUUGAGGACAUCAUCAGAUUCUUACCAAAGAACCGUCAGAUUCUGCUGUACUCUGCGACGUUCCCCAUCAGUGUGCAGACGUUCAUGAACAAACAUCUGCAGAAGCCUUACGAGAUCAACCUUAUGGAAGAGCUGACUUUGAAGGGCAUCACUCAGUAUUAUGCGUAUGUGACUGAACGGCAGAAGGUCCACUGUCUCAACACGCUCUUUUCCCGGCUUCAAAUCAACCAGUCCAUCAUCUUUUGUAACUCCACCCAGCGGGUGGAGCUCCUGGCCAAGAAGAUCACCCAGCUGGGCUACUCCUGCUUCUACAUUCACGCCAAGAUGAUGCAAGAGUACAGGAACCGCGUGUUCCACGACUUCCGCAACGGACUGUGCAGAAACCUGGUGUGCACAGACCUGUUCACGCGGGGGAUCGAUAUUCAGGCAGUCAACGUGGUCAUCAACUUUGACUUCCCCAAGAGCGCCGAGACCUACUUGCAUCGCAUCGGAAGAUCGGGGCGCUUUGGUCACCUGGGCCUGGCCAUCAACCUGAUCACAUCGGAGGACCGCCACAACCUGAAGAGCGUCGAGGACCAGCUGGUCACCGACAUCAAGCCCAUCCCAGGCAAUAUCGACAAGAGCCUGUACGUGGCAGAAUUUCACUCUGUGGAACACGACGAUCCCGAUGGUGGACCAACAAAUGCAGAACUGGAAGCAGCCUGAAUGAUUGUGUGGUAAGUGGGUAAAAAAAAAGAUGGCGUCUGGCAUCGCAAAAACAUGGCUCAAGACACAAUGUGAAGAGUUCUGGUUCACUUUUGUUCAAAACAUGCCUGUCUUGUCUCUCGUACGCACGUAAACACAGUUUUUUGUUACCUGCUGCCAUUGAGACCAUCCCCUUGCCAUACUAACGUACCUUUUUGGGUUUUUUUCCCUUUGGAAAACUUCAGUUAGACUGUAAUGCAGUCGACCAUUUUUUUUUUUUUUUACAAACUACUUCAGUUUCCACAAAACGUUUACACAAAAACACACCCAACAAGCAGAAGGCUCAGUGCAACAUCCGUAGUUGUUUGUCUUAAUAACUGCAGUACCACUGAGCACCUGUUUGUGUACUUGACAAGGUGGAGUGAAAUUUUCCACUAAACACUAUUUCACUUGUCAAGUGGAAGGCAUUUUAUGUUUAGAACUCAUUUUUGGGGCACUGCAAAUCAAGACAGGCAAGAACUUCUCUGGAAGAUGCUGUUGCCAUGGACGUCUGGGUGAAGAAUAAAAGUAACUUGAGCUUUA